This is a messenger RNA of Podospora anserina S mat+, 1365 nucleotides long. RefSeq lists its product as uncharacterized. The record is from RefSeq and is a predicted model, not a curated record. The coding region runs from base 1 to 1365 and encodes 454 amino acids. Lineage: Eukaryota; Fungi; Ascomycota; Sordariomycetes; Sordariales; Podosporaceae. The transcript has a single exon.
AUGCUAAGGGAAUAUAACGUCUUGGGCCAAACUCCAUUUCAUCUCGCUGUUGGCAAUCCGGAAUGUUUACGUUUACUACUCGCUGCAACAAAAGAAACGUCGCUUUUCGAUGAGAUAGACAACCACGGUCAGACGCCACUAGCAUGUGCCCUUUACCUUAGCGGUAGAAAGUGCAAAAAUCGCACUGCACCAUCUCAAUGUACCGAUUGCAUUUGUUCCCAAUCAGUACUUCUUCUCCUGGAAGCCGGGGCAUCGCUUCAUCUUUUCCGGGACGGUGGCACAAGCCGACUAGGCCAAACAUAUUAUUUGCAAGGCUUCCUAUCACAGACCUCUGAGCGAGGAAAAUGGACUUAUGCAGAAUAUGUCAAGCGGCAGAGAGAAGUCCUGAAGACUUUUGCGCUUCAGUCUCUUCCGCGCAGCAAGUGGGAUGUUUUGGGCCUCACCAAUCCUAAUGUCCUGGACGUCAAGAUUCCAGCUGUGGUCCAAGCCCUUAACGAACAGGGCACCGAGAUACCUGAUUUCGCGGAAAACUUCAAAACUGGCACCUACGAAGACCCGGGAUACUACUUAUCGUUGUAUAUGCUGCUAGGCAAUCCUCACGACGCCGAUAUUUUCUGGGAUCUCGGCUUUAGGGAUACAUGCUUGCCAUUGUUUCCAGGCUACGGGCAUGACGGCUACAAUUCACUCGACUAUCUGUGCUGGCUUCAUAACCACGGGGUAAAUUUUCAUUCACCUAUUAUUGGUCCCUCUCUCGAUGGCAGGAUUUCUUUCCGUGCACAUUUGGUGCUCUAUGAGCUUGGAUACUCACUCUCGUUUGACGAUUCGCGGGUCGGAUUUGGUAAUAAGCACUGGUUUCACCACAUUCUCACCAACGUACCAUCUGAGUCGACUCUUUCCAGAGACAAUUGCCAAUGUCGCUGUACCCGCCAAGGCUGCACAUCUCUGACCUUUCUGUUAAAGGGUUUUCACGCUCGUACGAUCCGUCCACUUCCCGUUGGCUCCCCUCCCAUCACUUUCCUGCGACAUUCGGAAGGAAUUUUUGAGAGGGCUCAGCACCAGGAGGUUCUCCGGUUUGUGACCUUCCAGGCCUUUCAACUACCACACACUUGCUGUUAUCCACGCCAUGAUUGCCUUUGCCAUGUACCAUACCCAUUAAACUCAAGCCCUUCGAGUUCUUGUCAGGACGGCAGAUGCAAGUGGAAGCCACAAUGCUCAGAAGAGUUAUCUGAAAUUGAAGCCGAACAUCGUUUUGAAUUCGCUUGCUUCGAGAAACUUCUUGGUGAGCUCGAAACGGAACUUGAAAUGAUACUUGAGAAUCCCAAAAAGAGCAAUGAGGAUAUCCUUAAUUUUUGGCAAAUGGUCUAA